UGUGUGGGCGGCUCUGGAGGAGCCCUCCUCUCUGGUGAGGCCACGCCUUGGAGUGCACGCACCUCUACCUGGCUCAGGGAUGCUGCUUCGUCCCCGGAGGUUGCCCGCUUUUUCUCCGCCGUCGCCAGCUAGCCCCGACGCUGAGCUGCGGCCGGCCGGAGAUGUCCCGGUGACUACGUCUGAUGCCUUCGCUACUUCGGGCGGGAUGGCUGAACCCGGCUCGCCCAAGGCUCCGGUGUCCCCGGACUCGGCGCAGCGCACGCCCUGGAGUGCCCGAGAGACGGAGCUACUUCUGGGCACGCUGCUGCAGCCGGCCAUGUGGCGCUCACUACUGCUGGACCGCCGGCAGACUCUGCCUACUUACCGCCGCGUGUCCGCCGCACUGGCCCGUCAGCAAGUUCGGCGCACGCCCGCUCAGUGCCGCCGUCGCUACAAGUUCCUCAAGGACAAACUCCGAGACUCCCAGGGCCAGCCGUCCGGACCCUUCGAUAACCAGAUCCGCCAACUCAUGGGGCUAUUGGGGGACGAUGGGCCGCCGAGGGUCCGUCGCCGCUCUACUGGCCCUGGACGUCCCCAGCGCCGCGGCCGCUCGUCCCUCUCCGCGUUAGCACCCGCACCUACACCGGUGGAGCAAGAAGCCGAGCUGCCGCUGGCUGCGGAAAAUGACGAACCUGCCCCUGCGCUCAGAUUCAGUUCUUCCACUACGAAGUCUGCAGGUGCCCACCGCAUUACCAGCUCUCCUCCUCGGAGCACCGACACUCUGCCUCCUGAGCCGGGCCAUACCUUCGAAUCUUCCCCGACGCCAACCCCCGACCACGACGUGGAGACCCCGAAUGAGCCUCCUGGUCUUUCCCAGGGCCGUGCUUCUUCCCCGCAGGUUGCUCCCCAGUGGUUGAAUACCGCAUUGCUGCAGACCUUGACGCACUUGGGCGACAUCUCAACAGUUCUGGGCCCUCUGCGUGACCAGCUGUCGACCCUGAACCAGCACGUGGAGCAUCUACGAGGUUCCUUCGACCAAACCGUUUCUCUGGCGGUGGGGUUCAUUCUGGGCAGUGCAGCCUCCGAGCGGGGCAUCCUUGGGGACUUGCGCCAAUAAAGUUUUGUUAUCAGUCCUCCUCUCCAGAAACGACCCCCAGUCUACCCCGACCCCAGUUACUGUCCCCAUCCCCAUCCCAAACCUAGGUUCUUACGAAAAUAAAGAUUGUGUUUUCUACUUAA
Molecule: messenger RNA, 1218 nt
Organism: Mus caroli (Ryukyu mouse)
Lineage: Eukaryota; Metazoa; Chordata; Mammalia; Rodentia; Muridae
Gene: Utf1
Product: undifferentiated embryonic cell transcription factor 1
Source: RefSeq, a predicted model, not a curated record